AUGUCGGACGCUCGCCGUGCUCAAAGCUCCAAGCGCAAGAGCCGCGAUGGCUCUACUGAUGUUCAUCCGCGAAAAAAGCAGCACCGACAGACCGAUGCCGUUGCGGAGGAUCGCUCGUCCGAAGACUCCGAGAGUGAUAUGGAUCACCGCGCACCUAAGUCAAAGAAGAGCUCAAAGAGUGAUUCUGUUCCCAGAAACGAGAAGGAAUAUCCCUCAGUAAAUGAGCUGAAGAACCGUAUCCGAGGUGUGAAGCGUCUGCUCAACAAAGACUUGCCUGCAGAUGCGCGGAUUGUGCAGGAGCGCGCAUUAGCUGGCUACGAGCAAGAUCUUGCGGAUGAAUUGGCGCGACGAGAGAGAUCGAAUAUGAUUAAGAAGUACCACUUUGUGAGAUUUUUGGAUCGCAAGACAGCGACUAAGCAACUCAAGCGCCUUGAGCGUCGUGAGAAGGAGAAGGACCUCAACUCAGAACAGAAAGAAAGUCUGGCCCAGAAAAUUCAUAUCGCUCGCGUCAACCUCAACUACACCAUUUACUACCCUCUCACGGAGAAAUACCUUUCACUUUAUCCCAAAUCGCACGAGUCUUCCGCCGAGGGUGACCACAAGCCCGACUCUGGUACCGACUCCAAGGAUUCAAGCAAGAUCCCCGAAGGCCAGCGACCACCAAUGUGGGCUAUUGUUGAGAAGUGCAUGGAAGAGGGCAAGCUGGAUGAACUUCGGGAAGGCAAGCUGAACAUUGGGCCUGAUGGUCAAAAGAUUCAAGCCUCUGCUAAGAAAGUUGUUGUUCCAAGUGAUGAAAAGAAGGCCAAAGAUAAAAAGCCGACCAAGGAGCCCAAAGCGUCAUCCAAGCCUGAUUACAAUCCUCCGGUGGCGGAUUUGGAGAAGCUCAACAGAAGACAGCGCCGCAAGGAGUUGCAAAAGGCCCGUGAGCUGGCUGCUCAAAAGGCCGCCGAAGAAGCCGGUGACGAUGGAUUUUUCGAAAUGUAA
Molecule: messenger RNA, 984 nt
Organism: Penicillium oxalicum
Lineage: Eukaryota; Fungi; Ascomycota; Eurotiomycetes; Eurotiales; Aspergillaceae
Product: Efg1 domain-containing protein
Exons: 2
Coding region: 1-984 (327 amino acids)
Biological process (GO): maturation of SSU-rRNA from tricistronic rRNA transcript (SSU-rRNA, 5.8S rRNA, LSU-rRNA)
Cellular component (GO): nucleolus; preribosome, small subunit precursor
Source: RefSeq, a predicted model, not a curated record